Messenger RNA from Lytechinus variegatus (green sea urchin), 3131 nucleotides. RefSeq lists its product as uncharacterized. Gene Ontology annotation, molecular function: hexosyltransferase activity. The coding region runs from base 389 to 2440 and encodes 683 amino acids. Gene Ontology annotation, cellular component: membrane. The record is from RefSeq and is a predicted model, not a curated record. Lineage: Eukaryota; Metazoa; Echinodermata; Echinoidea; Temnopleuroida; Toxopneustidae. The transcript has a single exon.
GAUGAGCAUAAUGAUAAUAAUUGUGAGUUAACGAGACUGUGGGAGUGGGAGAGAAAGACGUGUUGCUAGCUGUUAUAGCCGAGACUUAUACAGGGUGCUUACUACCUGACAAUAGACUCUGAGUCAUUAAAGCAUGCCCUCCUCAACCGUCGAGUCACACACAAUACUGCAUGAUCAAUUUUAUUAUUAGCUACUGCUACCCAACUCAGUCUUUAUUAUGGCAAUAUCCUUCAUCGGGUUAGCUUCAUGCCACUGAUCUUCCGCAGUAGGGCAAAUCUUCAAGUGAUUUUAUACUGUCAACGUUUGACGUUAUUUUGUUUUCUCACUCCACCCAAAAACAAUUUCGGUGUGAAAGUUGAACAGUUUCUGUUCACAUGGAUUAGACAAGAUGUUUACCAGGAGGCAGAAGAUCAAGUAUGUCGUCUUGUUUUUUAUCGUUCUUGGAUUUUGUAACUAUAUAACUGAGUGGUUAACUUCUGAUAGGGAAACUCAUGGAAAGCGCAAAGCCGUUGGAGAUGCGAGUGAUAUUUUGCAUGAUCAUGUUGGUGAUAUCAACCAUCUGGUGGGGGCACGAGCUCUCUUGAAUGGAUCGUAUCAGAGCAUCCAAGAGCAACAAGGGGGAACGGUCAAACCGACCGUCAGAAAAUCAAAAGAGAUCAAACCGGUGGUUUCCAGUGCAAACCUCACCUAUGUUGGUGACAUCUAUUGCCAGGAGAACUCAAGGGUAAUCGCCUUGGUGUCCACGUUGCCUCAUAGUACAGAGCUUCGGCAAGCGAUUCGGGAGACAUGGGGUAAGGUUAAUGAGAACAGAGAUUUUGCCAUGCAAGUUGUAUUCGUCACCGGAAACCCCAUUUAUAAAGCCGGAGAAGAGCAUAGAAAUGGACAGCUAAUGGAAGAAAUGAGAACUAAAGGAGAUCUGCUGCAGGGUGAUUUUACCUACGACAUUCAACCUAAGACGACCUUACCAGUGAUGUAUGGAUUAUCUUGGAUCUUAGAUAAUUGCAAAGAUUUCCAGUAUGUCGUCGUGGUCAACGAACAAACUGCCGUUAUGCCAAAGAAACUUUUCGAACGCCUUGAUUACUGCGAAAAACAUGGCGUCUCGGAUUCCCGGACGUGGAUGGGCAAGAUAGUAUCACACUCCAAGGUUCAGAGAUUAGAGAAUGGGUUGUUCUAUGUCUCACAUGAGCAGUUUGCUGAUGAGUUCUUCCCUCCAUUCUGCACAGAUGAGAAUGGGCACGUCAUCACGAAGACAGUUGCGAAGCAAUUCCUGGAGAGCGCGGUGAAACGUUCUUCGGUUGUCCCAAUCGCCGAUGUUUUUAUCUCGAUUAUUUCAAAAGAGAGAAACUGGACUUUGGUGGAGGACGAUAUGUUUACGAGGAAUCAUCUGCGAAUUGACAACAUAUGCGCAUCGCAAUCCGCAGUGACGAUGCAUAUUCCAAAAGAACCUACGGAAUUAAUUGCAGCCUGGAAGAAACUUGGAAACAAGACAAUGCUGAAGGAAUGCAUGGAUCCCGAUCUCGACCUUGUAUUACCCGCCAAUGUAGACAAUCGUCCUUACCUUGACCGAAUCCUCUCCUACAAGUUCACAAAUCCACACGUGUGUUACGACAGAGAAGGCAAGCCAUUGGAUAUAUUUAUGAUCGUGUUGAUCAGCACGCCACCAAAUCACGGCGAAGUGAGAAAAGCUAUCAGGGAAACUUGGUGUGGGCAGCAGGAAGUGUUGGGAGAGACAAUCCGAUGUGUCUUCAUCUUGGGCGAGAUGUCUUCUGAAACGGACGAAAUGAGAUAUCAAUUGCGCCAGGAGGACAUCAAGUACGGAGAUCUAGUUCGGGCUAGUUUUCAAGAAUCAUUUCAGAACCUCACCUUAAAAGUAGUGCUUGGUUUAAAGUGGAUAUCGGAAAACUGCAGACACACAAAAUACUUUUACAAGGGGGACGAAGACAUGUUUGUUAACUUCAACAAUAUCAUCUCCUACAUAAAAGGGUUAGAAAGUCAAAAUCGCGGUGAAACUCUGACAAAGUUUUUCGUUGGGUCCCGCAUGUACAGUAGUAUCAGGUUUUCUCCCAAUAUACCUGAACAUAAAGGCUACAAGAGAUAUCAUGUUCCAGAUAAAAUGUAUUUUGGACACUUCUAUCCUCCCUAUUGCAGUGGAGGCGGGUAUGUCCUGUCAGCUGAAACAGUACCCGAUCUUUACCAGGAAUCACUGAGGACAUCAUUGAUCAAUGUUGACGAUGCCUUCCAGGGAAUUCUCACCAAAAGGCUGGGUUAUGGCCCCAUAGGAAACAGUGGAUUUAAGAACUGGGGAGGAAAGACGGACACGUGUUCGCUGAGGGACAAAAACACCAUGACCAUCCAUGGUAUCGGAAAAGAUGCCAAGAACCUUUACAAUGUCUGGAAUACCUAUAAUGCUGAAGCUAACUGCACCGACUUUGGUAUCUAAAUGUCUACGGAAGUACCUAAAAUUAGUUGCGUAAGCCUAUUGCCCCAAUUGACAUCUUCUAAUUAUAAUGUGUGAAUAUACGAGUUUCCGAUUAAGGAAACAGGCUAAUAAUUUUCUACUCGAAAGAUAUUGAGGUGAACUUGAAUACCAUCCUGCAGUCAUUAAAAUGACGGAACUAUAAAUCUUAAAUAAUAAUUAAUAUUAUCAUUGUUAUGAUCAUUAUCAUUAUUAUUAACCAACAUUAUGUAGGUCAUUGGGGUGGAAUUAGACAUCUUCCAUUGGACAAAAAUGUGUAUUCUUGCUUAUUUAGAUACACUGCAUAAGUUUGAAUGAAAUGUGAAUUUAAAAAAAGCUCAUUUGAAAUAGCUCUUGCAAAAUUCCAUGUUAUGGUAAAAAAAGAGCCCGGAUUUUGAAUUAUCAUUGGUAGAUAUUGAAUCGAGCAGUACUUUUAGUAUUUGUAUUCUAAACAAACGAUAUUUUUAUAGGUAUCGAAUGUUGUAUGUGGGUAAGGAUAUCGAUCAUAAUCGAUCACAUUGGCAUGAAGGGGUAAUCGAAAUUUUGAAUUGAGAUGACUGCAAUAUUAACGGUGAUUCUAUAUGAUUAUUGUCUGCGUUGUGUGGAUGAUGUGGUUUUACUAAUUUCGUUGGCGCUUCUGUAAGAUCGUGUUGUAUGUAUGUAUAGUCAUUAUUCA